Penicillium bovifimosum is the source of this 681-nucleotide messenger RNA. RefSeq names its product cysteine hydrolase family protein. The record is from RefSeq and is a predicted model, not a curated record. NCBI's taxonomy places the organism in Eukaryota, Fungi, Ascomycota, Eurotiomycetes, Eurotiales, Aspergillaceae. The transcript has a single exon. Bases 1 to 681 code for a protein of 226 amino acids.
AUGACAUUGCAAUUCACCCAACCAACAGCCCUGAUCCUAAUAGACAACCAACAAGCCUUCACCAACCCAACAACAAUCUCCCAAUGGGGCACAACAAGAUCCAACCCAAACUAUGAACAAAACCUCCAAAACCUCCUCACCACCUUCCGGACAGCAAGAUCCUCAUCCCAAGUCCCACUGGAAGUAAUUCACAUCUUCCACACCUCCCUAGACAAACACCCCCUCUUCCACCCCUCCAAUCACCCCACCAACCUCCUCCCACUAGACUUCGCGACACCCGCACCAGACGGAUCCGAGCCCGUCUUCUGGAAGAAUGUCAAUUCCUCCUUCAUCGGGACCGGGCUCGAGGCGCAUUUGCGGGAAAGGGGAUUCCGCCAGCUGAUCUUCGCUGGGUUGACGACUGAUCAUUGUGUUUCGACUACUGUGCGCAUGGCGGCUAAUUUGCGGGUUGUGGAUCGGUUCCCUGAUGGACCGGUUCGGUUGAGAGCGGAUGGAUCGCAUGAGAAUGCGGGUGUGGUUGAUUACGGGCGGAUUGUGCUUGUUGGUGAUGCUACCGCUACGUUUGGGAAGAAGGGGAUUGAUUCCGAGACUAUUCAGAGGGUUUCGCUUGUUAGUCUUGAUGGGGAGUUUGCCGAUGUGUUGCCGACGGAGGAGGUUGUUGAGGCUUUGAGGAGGAUUUAG